This is a messenger RNA of Mytilus trossulus (common blue mussel), 1150 nucleotides long. RefSeq names its product cdc42 homolog. Gene Ontology annotation, biological process: small GTPase-mediated signal transduction. The record is from RefSeq and is a predicted model, not a curated record. NCBI's taxonomy places the organism in Eukaryota, Metazoa, Mollusca, Bivalvia, Mytilida, Mytilidae. The transcript has 2 exons. Gene Ontology annotation, molecular function: GTPase activity; GTP binding. The coding region runs from base 78 to 647 and encodes 189 amino acids.
UAAUCAUUUCAUGUUCUACCUUCAGACGAGCUAUACUAAUUUAAUACAUUCAGACUAGUUAGACUACUUUCAGGACAAUGAUUUCUCAAGUUAGUGAUAAAACCGUUACUUGUACCAUAGUUGGAGAUGGAAUGGUGGGGAAAUCUCAGAUCUGUAAAACAUUUAUUGGUGAUCUGACUAUUGAAGAUUAUGAAGCUACAGUGACUAACGAGCAUUCUGUACUUACACAGUUUAUGGGAGACAAAUAUACUCUCAGGAUUGUAGACUCUUCUGGACAGCAUGACUACAAAGAACUUAGAACGAAAUCCUACAAGGGAUCAGAGGUCUUCAUAUUGUGUUACAGUUUAUCAGACAGAGAUUCAUUUGAAAGCAUCGAAUCAUUCUGGAUUCCAGAAAUCAGAAAGAUUUGCAAAAAGACACCGGUGAUUUUAGUGGCUACUGGAAAAGACAUUGAUGAUGAGAACAACAAUGUGUCUAAACAAGAAGGACUAUGCAUAAUGGAUAAACACGGAAUUGACGCUUAUGUUGAAUGUUCAUCAUAUAACAAGGAAGAAGUGAAUGAAGUAUUUGAAGAUGUUUUAUUGUCCGUCAUUAAAAACAAGAAAAGAAGGCGUUCAAGCCUUCUCCGUCAUCUGUUAGCUAGAUGAAGAGACAUGAACAUAAACUCUGGAUAAACUUAUAGACGGAUCUCUAUCCAUCUGAUGAAAAACUGAGUGAACAAUCAGUGACGAACAAUACCAUUCACAAUUCGCGCACAAACUCAUCUAAUGAGUUAGAUCUACCCUGAACUACGCCACAGAGGACGCGCCGUUGAUGGAUCAUUCAUGUCAUGCAAACUUGAAACAGAGGCUUGGUAAAUUUUGAUAGGAUAUAGAAGAGUACUUCCUUUAUUUGACAAGAACUUUUUUAUCCGUCAAAGACAUUACAGCCAUGGUCAGUUUCAGCUAUAGCACAUCAUAGUUUCAACCAUAGCGAGUUGCAACUACAUAGCAAAUCACAGUCAAAUCCUAGUUCCCGUUAUGGACUUGUUUUAUUGACAUAGUGUUGAGUUUAGUAAUUUCACACCGAAGACUUUAGUCUCAUUAUCAGAAUCUCGUGCAGCAGCAAUAUCAUUUAUGUCAGCAAUGAAAAUAAAAGGUUUAAAUUUGAA